Phaedon cochleariae (mustard beetle) is the source of this 615-nucleotide messenger RNA. The record is from the annotation of a GenBank genome assembly. NCBI's taxonomy places the organism in Eukaryota, Metazoa, Arthropoda, Insecta, Coleoptera, Chrysomelidae.
AUGGCUGCUCCAAGAUGGCGGACAAGAUUUGGUUCGAUACCAUUCAAAAUUGGAGCACUACAAGUUCUCAUGACAAUAGCGAGGUUCCUUCCCAGUACCGAAAUAGAGAUAAGCAGAAUAACAAAAUUCGCCGCAGCUACACUGAAGGACCGCAGGAAACGCGUAAGACAAGCAGCAUUGGAGACGCUAGCCACUGUGGCUUCUCUGAGUUCCAACGCACAAGCAUUGGAAAUUGUUGACGAAGCCACUAGGUUCGCUGCUGAUCAUCAAUACUUGAUGAACGUGGUCAGAACGAGGCUAUCCAGACGGCAACUUCCGACAAUUGAAAAUGAUGGGACGAUACGGUAUUCUUCUCCGAGAGACCAAACCGAAUACGAAUGGCUGUUGGGAGAAAAAAUAUACAGUGAUUCUUCACCGUCCUCUGCAUCGUCGUCGCAUUCCAUGAACUAUUGGUCCAGGAAUUCAAGACAUGUUGAAGAUGCUCGAUCAGAUGAAGUUUUCCCGAAUAGGGUGAGUGAGGAAAUUGAACCAGACAUCUUCCAUGCGGUACCGCAUAUCAAUAUCCAAUUUAGUUUUAAAGUCAAGGCACAGUUUAAGGAACUACUCAUUCCUUAA